Danaus chrysippus (African queen) is the source of this 576-nucleotide messenger RNA. The record is from the annotation of a GenBank genome assembly. Lineage: Eukaryota; Metazoa; Arthropoda; Insecta; Lepidoptera; Nymphalidae.
AUGGCCGAAAACGUAAAUAUAGAUAUUCCUGGAGAAAUUAAUGCUACAAUGGAAAAGAAAGGUUUUCAAAAGAUACUGCAGCAAGUUCGUAGUGGGGCUGGACCUGCUUUGGUGAUGGGAGUGCUAUCUACACGGAGACCAUGGUCUCAAUUUGUAGCCACUGACAAUUUCAAGGCUCCUGUUUCUCUGCCACGAUUAUCACGAAGAUUCUAUAAAAAUGUUGAAUACUUUCAAGCCAAUUACUUAAUUGUAUUUUUGGGAUUAUUUGCAUAUUGUUUAAUUACUUCUCCACUACUGUUAAUUGCUAUGGUGGCUAGUUUCUUUGGAUACAGAAAACUGACUUCAGGACCUAACACUUGGAAGAUAGGUGGUUGGGAACUAAGUAAGACCCAGCAGUAUGUGGUGGCUGCAGCUGUAUCCAUGGCCCUGUGUUGGUUGGCUGGGGCGGGGGCCGUUUUAUUCUGGGUGCUAGGAGCUACAGUGACAGUGGUAGCUCUGCACGCCAGCUUCUUUGAUGCGGAAACUCUGCCAGCGUCAAACGAUCCCGAACAGUUUCCUAUGAUCGAGCAAGUGUGA